Molecule: messenger RNA, 1990 nt
Organism: Hermetia illucens (black soldier fly)
Lineage: Eukaryota; Metazoa; Arthropoda; Insecta; Diptera; Stratiomyidae
Gene: Slu7
Product: pre-mRNA-splicing factor Slu7
Exons: 7
Coding region: 154-1875 (573 amino acids)
Biological process (GO): mRNA splicing, via spliceosome
Cellular component (GO): spliceosomal complex
Molecular function (GO): pre-mRNA 3'-splice site binding
Source: RefSeq, a predicted model, not a curated record
UCGAAUUCCAAUUUCAAGCGAAAACGGGCCAAGUCGUAAAUGUGAUCUCAGCUGAUUGUCAAGUUGACAACGUUGUGUAUUGGGCUUGGGGUAUUUUCGUUGUUUGGUUUUGCUGUUUUGCUUCUAUUAGAUCUGUCCGGGUAGCAUUCCACUAUGUCUUCGGUAGUGCCGAGACCGUCGGUCUCGAAAAUCAUCCACGACAAGAGUAACGAGGAGGAACCCAAGAAGAAAUCACGCGAAGAUUGGCGGAAAGCUAAGGAGCUAGAGGAGGCUCGAAAAGCUGGCACAGCACCAGCUGCGGUCGAUGAGGAAGGUCGCGAUAUAAACCCUCACAUACCUCAGUACAUUGCUAGCGCGCCAUGGUACUAUGGGGCAAGUGGACCGACACUCAAGCAUCAACGCCCACAGAAUGAAGAAGAGGAAACAACCGUGAAAGACACGGUGAUCCACAAGAAAGGGGUGGACACAAGCAAGACUAUCACAAAGUUCAGGAAAGGGGCGUGCGAGAAUUGUGGCGCUAUGACGCACAAAAGGAAAGAUUGCCUCGAGCGACCACGGAAAGUCAUGGCUAAGUACGCGGAAGUUAUAGUAGCUCACGAUGAGUACAUUCAAGACAGCGCUCACGGUGAUUACGACGGCAAAAGGGACCGCUGGAAUGGCUACGACCCCGCAAACCACAAAGACAUUGUGGAGGAGUUCGAAAAGGUCGAGGAAGCCAAACGACAACUCAAAGCAGAGAAACUAAAGGACAAUCCAAAUGCAGAAAUUUCAGAUGAAGAAGGUGACGACGACAAAUACGUCGAUGAAGUAGACAUGCCUGGUACAAAAGUGGACUCGAAACAGCGUAUUACAGUGCGAAAUCUGCGUAUUCGUGAAGAUACGGCGAAGUAUUUAAGGAAUUUGGAUUUGAAUUCGGCUUACUACGACCCUAAAACACGUUCCAUGAGGGAUAACCCGCACCCACAAUCUAAAUCUGAAGAGUCCGAUUUUGCUGGUGAAAACUUCGUCCGGUUCACAGGAGACACACAAAAGCAUGCCAAAGCGCAAUUAUUCGCAUGGGAGGCUUACGAGAAAGGUGUUGACGUACAUCUUUUAGCUGAACCUACCAAAUUAGAACUCCUCCAACAGGAGUACGUUAAGAAGAAAGAUCAAUUUAAAUCAGCCACCAAAGACACAAUUCUAGGCAAAUACGGUGGCGAGGAGCAUCUGGAUGCACCGCCAAAAGCUCUACUGCUCGCUCAAAGCGAAGAAUAUGUGGAAUAUUCUAGAAGCGGAAAAGUCAUCAAAGGGCAGGAGAAGCAAAAGGCGAAGAGCAUAUACGAGGAAGAUGUUUACAUCAACAAUCACACAGCUGUCUGGGGUUCGUACUGGAGUGGUGGCAAGUGGGGGUACAAGUGCUGCUACUCUUUUAUUAAGAACUCUUAUUGCGUUGGAGAUAAAAACGUAGCGGUCCCAAGUGUGUUAUCUUCAAAUAGUGAAGAGUGUCCCGGUCCUUCAAACGAACCGAGCUGCAGUAAAACUCCAACUAUUGUCAGCGAUGAAGCACCUGAAUCAGAAUCCGACAAAGAAUCUGAUGAUGAAAAAGAGGAGGAAAAGGAACGAAAGUCACACAAAAAAUCAAAGAAAAAGAAGAACAAAAAGAAGAAGUCCAGAAAGGAAAAGAGCAGAGAUAAAGAAGACGAUAAACUGAAAUUGGCGCUGAGGGCGCAGGAAGAACACGAAACUACCGUCAAAGAACUAAUGAAGCUAGAUGAAAGAAAGCGACCUUUCAACAGCAUGUAUGAGUGUAAAGCACCCACAGAAGAGGAGCUAGAAGCGUACAUGAUAAAGCGAAAACGAGAUGAAGAUCCGAUGUUGGCUUUCUUGGAAAAAUGAGUCGCCCUGCAAUGAUAAACUUGUAUUUAGUUCUAUUUAUAUUUAAGCCAUAGAUUAAUUUAAUAUUCAGACAUUGUUUUCCACAAUAUCAUAGCGAGUUGAACUCCUGUGAGCG